Messenger RNA from Pleurotus ostreatus (oyster mushroom), 2334 nucleotides. RefSeq lists its product as uncharacterized. Gene Ontology annotation, biological process: mRNA destabilization. The record is from RefSeq and is a predicted model, not a curated record. Gene Ontology annotation, molecular function: N6-methyladenosine-containing RNA reader activity; mRNA binding. The transcript has 8 exons. NCBI's taxonomy places the organism in Eukaryota, Fungi, Basidiomycota, Agaricomycetes, Agaricales, Pleurotaceae. Gene Ontology annotation, cellular component: cytoplasm. The coding region runs from base 1 to 2334 and encodes 777 amino acids.
AUGUCCUCUCAAGCCCAAGGGAGCGGGGCUCCGCCAAUGCCUCCAGUGCCCUCCUCGCCUCCAUCGUCGGGUGUGAGACGACAUCACACAAUCUCGGCUUCGUCUAGAUCGGCUAGGCAGGGCGCAAGAGAGAUCAUCUCGGAGGAAACCGACCAACAGCACUGGGACGAGGAUGAGGUCGUCGAUCAGGACUGGGUUGUGCAGGGUGUAUUGGGGGCUGUCGGUGAGAAGACAAGCCUUCACAGACAGAGUUCAUUACCCGCGCGCUACCCUAGAACCUACCAAACCCGAGGCUCGAGGACCGGGACAUCGACCCCGAAACCUAUGAAUAGUCUCACUGCUAUUGCAGGUCACGAGGGUGAUGAGGAAGAUUGGGAGAGGGAUAUGCGAGGACUCAGUGUGAACGACGAGGAGGCUCCAGAGGUACUGCCACACCAGCAAACUAUGGAUCCGUCCAAUCCGUCUCCCUUGUCGCCACAUUUUGGCGCUAUACCAUCUCCUCCCCCGGCUGGAGCUGCUGGCGUUCGUCGACACGUCUCUCUCACGUAUGGUGCAGGCGCAGGUGGUCCAAGGAAAAUUGCUUCGCAACUGAAGCGCUCUGGAACUCUUCAGGCACCCCAUCCCCAUGGGAUCACCCCAACUCCCCCGGGUUCACAACUAUCAGGGCAUAAUACUCCCAGUCCACCCAACGCUGAGGAAGAAGAAUAUGGGUUCGACCCCUACGAGUACGUUGAUGAAUACGCAGCCCCUGCGGGCUACGAGGGCGACUACCCGCAGGGACAAUAUGCGAAUCCAGCCAGUCCCAUUGGACGUUCGUCACCUUGGAACAAUACUAAUACUGCUCAAAGUAAUGACUGGCGAGGCGUCUCCACUGGUGGGAGUGUUGAUGACGUUCAACGUGCCCUCUCGACCUUAGAGUUGAGCUCUCAAGGAUACACGAACAACAGUAACGGUGCAUCUUAUCAAGGCGGACAGGCUGCACAACCUCCUCGUUUUAACAACGCCCAACAGCAAGCUUCCGUACCUCGCAAUGGUACCGAUGGCAAUAACAACAACACCCCUCGUAACAAUGGUGGGAAGCUGCAACUUGUGACCGACUUUGAUGGUCGCAAAACCCCGCAAGGCCAGCAACCUGGCAACUCAGGUCCAGCCAGCGCUUCUGCCUAUGUUCCUAAUUUUGGCGCGGGCAUCAAUCAGCAGUACACGGGUGGGAGCAAUAGAGGCGGUGAUGAACGGCAGGUGGGAGGCGAUCGUGUACUCAGCGGCCGGUCCUCGAAUCCGAACCUUGGAUAUGGGUAUCAGCAAGGGCAGCAAGGCAACGGAAAGAAUGGUAAUGGAAUCCCCAAUGUCCCGCCUAUUCCCCAGCAGUACUUGCAGCAACAGCAACAGCAACAACGAGCGUAUGGUAACAAUCAAGGGGUUCCAUCCGCUGGUCCCGUUAACGUAGGCGGGAUGGGCCCAGGCUUCAUAAGUUCUCCCAUCGAUGUUCCGAGUCUUAUCGCCAGCAAGGGUUACAAUCCGUCCAAUUUCGAUAUUAAACCUCAGUUUGCGAGAUACUUUGUGAUCAAAUCAUACACGGAAGACGACGUCCACAAAUCCUUGAAGUAUGAAAUCUGGAGCUCGACCGACCCAGGCAACAAGCGUUUAGACAAAGCGUUUAAAGAAUGCGCGGGCCGUGGACCAAUUUAUCUCUUCUUCAGUGUGAACGCUAGUGGACAUUUCUGUGGCAUGGCGGAGAUGCUAACUCCCGUGGAUUACACGAGGAGUAGCACUGUCUGGGCGUCGGACAAAUGGAAAGGUGUUUUCAAAGUUCGAUGGAUAUUCGUUCGAGACAUCCCCAACGUGAACCUGCGCCACAUCAAGUUGAACAACACGCAAGAGCGUAAGCCGGUGACGAACUCCCGAGACACGCAGGAACUUCUCCCAGAGGCUGGCCAAGAAAUGCUGAGGAUCUUCCACAGCCAUCCUGCUCGCACAUCUCUUCUUCAGGAUUUCGCAUUUUACGAGCUUCAAGCUUUGCAAAAGAUGCAACCGCCCCCCAACCCAACUGCGUCCCCUAACCCCGGACAUAUGUCUCCACCCUUGCAAUCUGUCUCCCCACCGCCUCAACAACAGUAUGCAAUGCAAAAUCCUAAUCAACUAGCCUUCCAAAUGCCGCAAAUGACCCCAAUGAUGCAGAUGCAAAUGAAUAUGGGCAUUAACAUGGGUAUGGCUGGUUCCGGUUUCGGGAUGCCCCAGACACAAGCCAUGCACCAAAGCGUGAUGCGUCACCCGAGUCCUGGUCCCAGUGGCGGCGCUGGUGCUAACUUCAUGCCCCUAGGCGGCUUCCAAUAG